AGUAGUCUGACCUUUGACCCAGUUUAACAAGUGUCUUGGUACUUGCUCUGUAUUAGGCUCUGGCCUGUGGUUAGAAACGCAGGGCCUGGCUCCCUGCCUUCCGGCUCCCACACUAGUGAGAUGCCUACAUGUACACACUGCAUUGAGGUCCUGGUGACAGAUGGAUGCAUAGUCCAGCUGGGAUCACAUGGCAGAAGCAAGAGCCACCCACAGGGGAUGAUGGAGGCAGCGAAGUGUUCCAGCAGGCUGUGAAACUCAGUACUGUGAGUCGUUUUGUUGUUUCAGUACUGGGGAUCAAACCCGGGGCCUCAUGUAUGCCAUGCAUAGGUUCUACCACAGAGCCCUGUGUUCACAAGGUUUUUCGUAGCAGAGGCGGCUGAGUGCAGUGGAAGAGUAGAGCACUGUUGUUGGGGCUGGAGCAGAUAUCAUAAGGCUGAGGGAGGUCAGGGCCAGGUCUGAUGAGGCAUCCCAUUUCCAGGCAAGGAACUAGGCCCUGGUCUGUGGCAGGCAGCAGGGAAGGGGCUGUUUUUAAACAUUAAUCACUCCAGCAGCUUGUGGAGAAUGGGCUGGUGGGCAGAGAUCAAAGGGUGGAAGCUGUGAAACUGGGACAAAGACCUACCUGUUCCAUGGGACAGGCUGAGUCAAGCCAGUGGCAGUGUGGAAGGGGAGAUCAAGGGUAACCCAAGCAGGCCUCCCCCCUUGAUAAGGAAGGCAAGAUGACAUCCAGGAGGCAAGGAGCAUAAAAAGUGGGGGCUUUGGAGUUAGAGCGUACAAAUUCCAGUUCCUGAGACUCAGGGCACUCUGACAGAGUCAUAGGAUGUUUGUUAGCAUCCCAAAUAUUCUGUGGGAGAGGAGGCACCUCCAGGAGGGAAAGGGAAAUGGUCCUAGAGAAGUUAGCGGGUGGCCCGGAGCACAGGGAAGGGGGAGGGGCAUUUCCAGCACUUGUCCUCCUCAUGGGGAAACGUGGAACCAGAAGCCAGGGUUGGAAAACAGGGCAUCUCUCUUGAGCCCUGAAGACCACAACAACAGGUAAUGCACAGGGUUGGAGCAACUGCCAGAUUGCUGUCGCAGAAGCAACUAAGCUACCAAGGAUAAAUCCAAAGCUUAGUUCUCAGAUCUUGAUGAGACUGAUGGAGAGCGGGACUUGGGUUUUGUUUCAGUUUCCAUGGCCAGAAGUGAGCCAGGUUAGCAUGGCAUUAGUAAAUGGGCCAGGCUGGGCUGUGGCAUCACAGUGCUGGAACCCAACAGAGAAGAGCCUUCACAGUGGCAGCAUAGCUUUGCCUCAGGCCCACAGAGGGACCACGCCCAACGUCUUCUCACACUGCACUCAUUCCACACCUGAGCUUUCAGGUGUUAGGAUCCUGCAGUGCCAAAAUGCACUGACCUCCUGCACUCACCAUAAGGAGCAGCUCCAAAGCUGUGCUCCUCUUGGAAUCCCUUUAUCCAGCCCUAGGGGCUAUGGCAGAGCCUGUGGAGCCCUUGGAUCCACUGUUCCUAGCUGUAGGGAGCCACGUGGGAAAGGCCCCCAGACAGAGACACAAGGAGCCCAGUGGACUCUGGGUGAUCCAGGCUAAGAGACGUACUCUGGCUUCUGUAGCUUCAGAACCUUCCAGGGUGAGAUGCUAGCAGGUGGGGGCCGUGUGGCAAUGUCGGGGCUCUGAGUGGUGAGGAGUCUAAUCUCUGUUGAGGGCCUACGUGUGCCAGACCUCGGGUACUUCAUGUAUGUUACCUCACAGAUAAGGAAACUGACGUAGAGAUUAAACAGGGUAGCAAGCAGCAAGGGCAGGGUCUGAACAGAUCUGACCCCAACAUCUGUGCCCUCAGCCCUGGGGCAGUGACAAUGAAACAAGAUUUGGUUUGACACCUGCUGGCCACAGUGUCAGUAAAAUAAGACAAAACACAAACCUCAGAGUGGAGGUUUCUGGCCUCACCCUAAAGUAGGUGGUUGCUGAGCCUUGGAACUAAAGUGCUUUGUGAGGUGGCCUGGGAGCUGGCAGCAGGUUCUGUCCUGCUGGGGGGAGGGGCAGGCAGAAGUCAGAGCAGGGACCGUGUAGGAGAUGGUUCUUGCCAUGCUGGGGGCUCUGUACCCCAGGGCCGGGCUCAGUGUCUUCCUCUUUUACCUCAUCCUAGCAGUCACACUCCUUCGCCCCCAGCCCCUAAGGUCCCAGCGGUCUAUUCCUGAGGAAUUUUCAGCCCCUCUGGAACUCUCGCAGCCACUUUCUGGCCUGGUGGAUGACUAUGGGGUCCUACCGAAGCACCCAUGGCCGAGAGGACCUCGACCCCUCCUCUCCCAGGCCCAACAGCGCAAGCGGGACGGGCCAGACAUGGCUGAGUAUUACUAUGAUGCACACCUGUGACGGGCACCCCACAUAAAGCUGUUCUG
Messenger RNA from Castor canadensis (American beaver), 2383 nucleotides. It is a transcript of the gene Frey1, whose product is annotated as Frey regulator of sperm-oocyte fusion 1. Gene Ontology annotation, cellular component: endoplasmic reticulum membrane. NCBI's taxonomy places the organism in Eukaryota, Metazoa, Chordata, Mammalia, Rodentia, Castoridae. Gene Ontology annotation, biological process: sperm-egg recognition; fusion of sperm to egg plasma membrane involved in single fertilization. The record is from RefSeq and is a predicted model, not a curated record.